CAACUCUGCAUGAGAGAGAGGCCAAGGAGAAGAAAGAGCGCGAAGAACAAGAGCGGCUUAAGCCGACAUCAGUCGUCGCUGAGGUGGGCGCUGUUGCCGUAAUCAUACCUGCUGUGCGGGAAGAUUCGAAGGUCGAAGUAUAUCCUUAUGCAGAGCGAAGUGAAUCACUGGCGAAGAAGCCCAAAGCCAGGUUAGACCAAAAGGCAAAGUUAAAGGAAGAGGAAGAGGCCACUGAGGCUAGGCUACGGGAAGAAGAAGAGACAGAACGGAGAUUCCCACAAGAGAAAGCUGCUGCUGCUGAAGUUGAGACAAACAGGAAGAAGGAAGACAAUAUCUGGGUCAAAUGGGACGCACUUUCGGUCGCUCAAACGAAGAAGAAGGGCAAGAAAACAGAAUUGAUACACCUUGAAGAGGAAGAGCAAGAGGCCGAGCGAAGGAAGAAGGAAGAGGAAGAAGCGGCGGCUGCAGCGAAACCGAUGAUGCUAAGUGCCACCUCCGGCUUGAGCCCGGAGAAACUAGUCUCAGACACAGACGACUGGGCUGCAUUUGGUACGAGCGCUCCCGGCAAGAAGAAGAAGGGCAAAAAGGGGAAGACGGUCGAGCCCGUACCCCCGCCCCCUCCAGGCUGUCCAGCGGAAUCGCCGACAACAUUCGACGACAUCAACCAGGAAGAAGCAGGUACAACAAAAAUUGACAUGGUAUUGGGCGAUACGGGUGCAACUAUAUCUGGAUUUAGACUUCCUAGACUUAGAAAUUGUACGUCUGGUUGGGGCCCGUCAGAUAAGGACACGAAUGCAGAAGGCGACAACUCUCGGGGUUCUUCAGAUAAGACGAAGAAGGACGAUGGGUUCGAAUUCGAUUUCGAUACGUUCAAGAACCCGCCAGCUGAGAAAAAACCAACUGAAGACGACGGAUGGGGCGGCUUACGUACUACAACGAAGACCAAGAAGAAGAGCAAGAAAGGGGUUUUGAUUGACGACAGUGUAUUGAAAGUUCCUCCUCCCCCGCCAGAGCCUGAUAAGGAAGAAGAAGACGAUUCAUGGGGAACAUUCAGCUUUGGCGGCACCGCAAAGGGCAAGAAGAAAAAGAAGAAGGGCGUACUUGGAGAAGAGCCCCCGCCACUUGAGCCAGAGCCAGAGCCAGAAGAAGAAGAUGCCGUCGACGAGCUAGAACCUGCCAAAGAGGAGAAUCCAUGGGGAGGUGGAUGGGGAGCGGCUGAUGCUGGCACUAAGAAAAAGAAGAAAGGUAAGAAGGGAAAACUAGAGUCGAGUCCUGAACCGGUACCCGAACCUAAGCCGGAAUUCGAACCUCCAAAGAUGGAGGUAGAUUCUUAUUCGGGGCGUAUUAAGCCACAGUCGAAGAAGCUCAACGCCAAAUUGGACAGAGAGGUGAAGUUGAAGAAAGAAGAGGAUACGAAGCGACAGAAAGAAGUAGAAGAGGCUGUUCAGGUCAGGCGACAAGAGAAGGAAGAGGCAGAACAGAUACGUCUGGAAGAGGAGGAAGUCAAAGUAGGGAAGGUAGAGGAAGAAGAUGCUGCCACCGCCAUUGCUGCUCAAACGGGUGUGAGCUCCUUCGACCCAGCGAUGGAGACUGGUGCUACAUCUAAGAAUGAUGGCUGUGAAUUGCGUCCGGCGCAUCUGUCUCGUGAUGACGGGUGGCAGAACUGUAGGCCAUGCGAACUUUACAUGCGAAAAAUCGCUUUCAAGCUUUACCAAGAGGGGCCACCAAAUGUGAAGGGAUUCAGCACUACCAAUAUGCUAGGUCACUUAGAGCGGUUCGACCGCGGACCGAAUCUCAAGCCAGAUACCUCCGGUCCCUCGCAAGGGAUACCGAUCAACUCGAACCACAUUCUCCAUGCUUGCAUCAAGCGCUACGAGCACGAACAAAGCAAGAAUAACAUGCCAACCGAACCAGAAAAACAUGAUCUGCUUGGGUUUACCGACGUUGAGGCAGAACACCCCAAGCGGUACAUCCGGAGGCUGUGGCUCGUCGCAGAGAACGACCGCAAACCAUUCCCCGUGUUCUUGGACCCGCAAGUUCAGGAGCUUGCAACGCAGGUAAACAGGGUGGUCAACACGUUCGUGAAGGACGAGGACAUGCGUCAUAAAGAGCUGUGUGGCGGCGCGUUUCUUGAAAAGGACGCUGCACAUAUACUCGAUGACCUGGGCUUCGGGCCGCGCAUCUGGGGCGACGGUUCUAAGGCUGAGAUACGACUCGGGAGCAAUCUGCCAGGGUCGCGCCCUCGGUGGGGUGUCCGCGUAGACUCCGGAUACCAGCGCAACGACGAAGACAGGUAA
Messenger RNA from Alternaria postmessia, 2297 nucleotides. RefSeq lists its product as uncharacterized. The transcript has 5 exons. NCBI's taxonomy places the organism in Eukaryota, Fungi, Ascomycota, Dothideomycetes, Pleosporales, Pleosporaceae. The annotation marks the transcript as partial. The record is from RefSeq and is a predicted model, not a curated record.